UCAAACCGCUAAGAAAGCCAGCAAAUUGAACUCUCAAAGGCAAUUGUGUCAUCGUAGAGAAUUUAGAUUAAUUCUACUAUCUUUCUCUCUCUCACUCUCUCAUACAAACUACAAACCGACUUGCUUUAUCUUUUCUCCACUAACACAAAAAGACUCACCACCCUUUUGCUUUUCUGUUUUUUUUUGGAUUGUUGUAGCUAGAUCCACAACAAAAACUAAAGAUGAUCCAAGAACUCUUUGGUAAUGGUGCUAGUGCUUCCCUCUUAGCAAAUGAAAGAAACUACUCUUCCAUUAAUGGAGGAGGAGGAGGAGGAGUUGGAGGAGUUUUACUUCAACAACCAACUACUCAAUCUCCUUCUACUUCUCCAUGUCCAUCUUCCACAACCACACCCACCACCGCCACCACCACACCAACCGCCACCACAACAUCAGAAAACCAACAACAUCUGAGGUGUCCAAGAUGUGAUUCAUCAAACACAAAGUUCUGUUACUACAACAACUACAACCUCACUCAGCCACGCCAUUUCUGCAAGACAUGCCGUCGUUACUGGACAAAAGGCGGCGCUUUACGCAACGUCCCCAUCGGAGGUGGCUGCCGGAAAAACAAAAGCAUCGGCAUGUCAAACACCGCGGCAAAAACAACAACAAACAAGAUGAAAACAGUUGCUUCUGAGUUUUUCAGGUCAGCAAGUAGUCAGGGGUUCGAUCACGUGGUAACACCACCAAGUCAAAUCCUUUGGGGUUCUCCUCAAAAUUCUCAUAUACUUUCUUUGUUUAGAUCUAGUCAAAACCAAAGCCCUAACCCUAAUCAUGUUAAGGAAGAAGGAAAUAAUAGCUUAUUAGGGUCCCAUAUUUCUCACAUGAUGACUUCUCAACCGUUGAUUUCAUCAAAUGUUUAUGAUGAUGGUGUUGGACAUGUUUUAUGCAACCCAUUUUGGAGAAACAAUCAUGAAAAUCAAACUCAACAACUACAAAAUAAUGGUGGAUUUGUACUUGGGGAACAACAACAACAACAUCAUCAAAACAGUGGAAUCCAAGAACUUUACCAGAAGCUAAGGUCAUCAACAACAUCAUCAUCAGGUAAUAAUUAUUGCAGUGAGAUUGCAGCUUCUUCACCAACAGUGUUACUAGGGAACGUGGCUUCAAAUCCAUCUUCUAUAUCAAAUAUUUUGGAAACAACUUCAGUUACUGGUGGUGAAUUAGGGUAUUGGAAUCCAAUUCCAACUCUUACUUGGUCUGAUCUUCCAACCACCAAUGGUGCAUAUCCAUAAUAACAGUAAAAGUAACAACUUUUUUUUGUUGACCGUUCAAAUCUUCUUUUAUUAUUAGGUAAUAGCAUAGGUUAAGCAUGUGUAUGUAUUUGAAUUGACAGUGAAAUUUGACAAAAUUACCGGUGCCACACUGACAGUGUAAUUUUGUUGAAACUUCAAAACAUAGUUUUUGUCAAAAUUAUGGUGGUUCACGUGAUUAUGAUAAUCUCACUGUUAAUCAAAUUGUACACUUAAAUUUUAUCUUUUUGUUUCUUUAGUGUGGUUGUAAUUUUGGAUUGGUUUGCUUUGGGUGGUAUAUGAUUAUAUGAAUAUGAAUCUAGUUAACUAGUAUUUUUUUUUUUUUUUAUCUCCCUUUUCUUGAUUGCCUUCGAUAUCAGUUACUCCCUCUAGUUAGAUAUAUAAUCAAAAAUUAAUUUUUUUAGAUUUAUUGAAAAAGUAAUGUAUUUAAUCUACAAUAAUAAUUGAAAGAUUAUAUACAUCAUAUUUUUUUAAUAAAUUUUAAUUUUUGCAUAUAUAUGGAACGGGAAGGAGUACAUGCUUUAUAUAUGUGUAAGGUUAAUUAGUUGAUGGUGUGCUCGGAAAGGUUAUUAAUUUGGAGGCCAUAGAGUUUAAAAUUUUA
This is a messenger RNA of Trifolium pratense (red clover), 1890 nucleotides long. Its product is annotated as dof zinc finger protein DOF2.4-like. Gene Ontology annotation, molecular function: DNA binding; DNA-binding transcription factor activity. The coding region runs from base 222 to 1271 and encodes 349 amino acids. Lineage: Eukaryota; Viridiplantae; Streptophyta; Magnoliopsida; Fabales; Fabaceae. The record is from RefSeq and is a predicted model, not a curated record. The transcript has a single exon. Gene Ontology annotation, biological process: regulation of DNA-templated transcription.